This is a messenger RNA of Babesia ovata, 2937 nucleotides long. RefSeq lists its product as uncharacterized. The transcript has a single exon. Bases 1 to 2937 code for a protein of 978 amino acids. The record is from RefSeq and is a predicted model, not a curated record. Lineage: Eukaryota; Apicomplexa; Aconoidasida; Piroplasmida; Babesiidae.
AUGGCCAAAUUUAGCAGCAGAGCUGCCUUGGCGUUUUGCGCAGUAGCGCUAUGUUCUAUUGUGCGUCUAGUCGCAGCGAGUUGCAAUUUCGAAUAUCCGCCUGGGUUGCUCAGCAGCAAUGCUCUUGUCGCGUGCCACGAAAACCUCGAAGUCGCCUACAGCGCAUAUGCGAUCUGCCCACGCCAAGUCAACGGCACCGAGUAUGUAUGGCACCCACAACCAACUUCGGAUGAUAACGGCGAAAUCAAGACGUAUGUGAGUGAAAAUGAAAGGCUUCGUUCCGUUUCUAUUUCGGAUGUAAUACGCACUGAAGGCGAAAACCCAUUCAUCACACUGGAAUCGAAUGUUUUCCGAACGGAUAUUAGGUUUAAAAAACCGAUGUUUGAGAUGAUUGCGCUUACUGAAAAGCGUUUGAUAUUCAUCUGCGGUCCGAAAGAUUUGGUUCUGAAUGAUGAACUGCAGCGUCACCUGGGCCGCCUCGAUGGCUUUGGCAAAAUGCAACAACUCCCUUGGACUACAACCACACCAUUGGCUGCAGAAAUAGCAAAAAUAGGAAACGGACUGGGCGUUUUUUACUUGAACAGAGGACGUAUGGAUCUACCUCUUCAAGGAUGUGGCAGUCGUCCCUCACCAUUAUUUGCUGCGGAUAAUGAGGUGGCCGUAGACCCCAUCACCGGAGUCCGUUCAUGUGUGGCGGAUCCUAUGUCGUUAUCACCCAUAGGGUUCCUUUGUGAAGGACGGAUUGAACCUGAUGGUUGCAUGAGGUCCCUCAUUAACCAGAAUGACGAAGUUGUGACUGCUCCUACACCGUACUCAUAUAGGGAUUUCGAUAACCGUGGACCAUGGGUGAUAGCGCGAUAUUUUAAUGGACUAGCAUUGCCACCCAUCAAUGGCGAAUGCAGGUGCGUUGAUUCUGCAACCGGUCGUGUGAAGGCAAGGAUGGAAAUCCGUACGAAAACCGACUACGUUUGUGAUAUUUCUAGGAAGGCCUUGCCUGAACCUUUUAGCCGCAUCAGUGGCCCUUGGUGUUCCGUGGUACUUCAUCCGGGCAGCACCUUGACAAUAAGAUUGCCAACACAGCACGUAAACUCGGUUUCUAUUGGCAUGGCUUCCGCGGACGAUACCGACAAAGUUUUAGAUAUGGAUGUAGACGAGUAUGAAUCGACUGUUGCGUUCUCGCAGCCACCGGCUGUCUAUGAAUAUGAGACUGAAUUGCUGCCGAAGGACUUGACUACUCUGAGACACUUGGCAAGCGUCUAUGACUUUGAUAUUCACAACGAAGCGUUGUACCACGAGGCACUUGCUGGCGAUGCCCUCGAGAUGGAUGUUUCCCAAAUCGCCCGGGGAGAGGUCAAACUGACGUAUCACCUCGAUAAACCCCUGGCACAACGGCAUGCAACAAACGCUUUCGAUUAUCAUUGGGCUUUAAUAUCUAAGGAAGAGGAGGUUCAGGAGAAGAUACGUGGCACUGUAGAUUUGACGAUCGCGUUUACCCAUGAAUACGACAUAAUUGGUUGCGACCGGGGGACACCAAGUGUGUUUGAUCCAAACGUGAGCAAGGCACAUUGCUCAGUGAAAUCUAUGGCGAAUGGAAUAGGUGACAUUUACGAAUGCAAAGCCCAUAUUAAGGAAGAGCUUAGGCAGGCCGGUAUUUACUGCAGGCCAGACGAGGAACUGUUGCCACAUAAUUGUGAAUCUAUGGGAUACGAUCUCCACAAGAAUAGGAUGAUCUCAAUUCCUGGGUCUGUGCGAAAUGCGACACCAUAUCCCAUUCAAGGGUUUCAACUGUUCGACUAUUUCUUCCGCAACAAUAGCCCUCUUAGCUAUGCUUGCUUUUGUGUCGAUGAACGUGGAUAUGAAAGAUCAAGGCUUGUUGUGGAGUCACAUCAUGAUGAGGAGUUCACCUCCAUAAUAAACCGUGAGAAGGCCUCUCAUACACUACUUCCUCACAUAUUGCUGCCUUGGCACGAGGUUGAAUUAUCAAGUGGUGGGCUCACAUCGCCCGAAUCUCUUCUGCUGAACAACAUAUCUCAAGAAUCAGUUAACCUGAGAGUGGGUAAAACGUUGUCCAUGACCUGUGGGAUUGCGCUUGCUCGGCCGUCAGAAUGUGAUUCUUCUGACACUACCAUAGAUGAGGACUUCCCGGCAACAUGGUUGCCGACGCAACCUGAAGAAUUCUAUUAUUCCGUGAACGAAACCCCUGAUGCGAUUGAGCUUAUUAAGGUUACAUACAACGAUUCACUUGCUACGACCCCAGGUGGAUUCAAUGUCGAAUACCCUAGUGACAAAAAUGGGACAAAAAAUAAUAGAUUGGUUGUGCAAUCGACCAUGGGCGCCAUCUUGAUUUCCAAAAAUCCAAUUCAUAAGCAAUUUGUGCCCAUGACAUUCGUGUGCGGCAAAACACCCGAGACAUCAGAUUUAUCCGUUAUCACCGGCAAUGCAUCGACUUCAGACGCACCUGCACAGCCCCUUCCUAAUGUCAUGGGGUUGUCAAUGGGAUACACGUGGAAUGCCGUUGAAGUUAAAGUCGAGACAACGGACCCCUACAUGCAAGGCUGCGGUGUUGCGUAUUCGUCUGUUGAAUUAUUCAAGCCUGAGACACCCAAACUGUACGACGCUGACGGACAACAGAUCGGUUGCAAGAUAGACCUCCAUGCGACACGCAAGGCGGCGUUCUACUGCCCGGCACCAUAUGUCCUGGACCCACCCAAUUGCUUCAGCCAGGUCUAUGUCGAUGGCGAAGUAAAGAACGUAAGCGAUUUCAGCAAGUCGCUGGUAGCAUCUCGAUCCAACCACUUCGUCAACCUCAGAUUCAAUCGUUUACGAGUAAGGCCUGAGGAGACGUUGCGCCAGACGCCGCCAUUGGAGUGCCGCUGCGUCACCGUCAAGGGCGCCGUACUCUCCACCAUCCAGAUCGAGAACUAUUACUCAAAGUAA